Molecule: messenger RNA, 1318 nt
Organism: Sus scrofa (pig)
Lineage: Eukaryota; Metazoa; Chordata; Mammalia; Artiodactyla; Suidae
Gene: PRSS54
Product: serine protease 54
Biological process (GO): proteolysis
Molecular function (GO): serine-type endopeptidase activity
Source: RefSeq, a predicted model, not a curated record
GUCGCUAUAGUGGGUAUAGCUAAGAUGGAUGCAAAACUGAUUGCUCACGAAGAGUAUCCAGUCAACACCAUCAUCAUCCAUGAGGACUUUGAUAAUGUAACGAUGAAAAACAACAUAGCCCUGCUGAAGACAGACACGGCGAUAAAGUUCAACAGCCUGGUCCAACCCAUUUGCUUCCUCGGCAGAAAGCUGCAUAUGCCACCCACCUUGGAGAACUGCUGGGUGGCAGGAUGGAAUCCUACAUCUGCAACAGGAAAUCACAUGACGAUGAGUAUCCUGAGGAAAAUCUCCGUGAAUGACAUCGACCUGUGCCCCUUAAACAAAAUCCAGAAGACAGGAUGUGGCAAUCACAUAGAGCUGGAAACCGACUCCGUCUGCUUGGGGGACCCCGGAAACCCAAUGAUGUGCCAGCUGAAGGAACUGAGUCUGUGGGUGCUGAGAGGAAUCCUGUCCCAAGGUGGUGAGAAGUGCCCUGGCCUGUUCCUGUACAUGAAGGUGGAAGACUUUAGCGACUGGAUCACGUCCAAGACCAAGAGGACCAGCCCUCCCCUGUCUUCUUUCCACCACUGGGAGAACACAAUUCAUCUCUCCGGCUACUCAUCGAAUGCUGCCGUGACACAGCAAACACAGUCUGGGCUGAGCCAGGUUGGAUGGUCCCAAGCACACCUCCAAGGACAAAAUAGGGCCACCAUGCAUUCAGAGCCAACAAAUGGCACUCAAGCGAGUCUAGACUUUAGGGAAAAGGGUCUAAGGGAGUUAGGCAGGACUGAGGUGAACAUACAACCCAUGUACUAUGACUACUAUGGUGGGGAUGCUGGGGAGGGCCGGCCUCUAGCAGGUCAGAACAGGUUACAUCAGCCCCAAGCAAUUACCUUGUUUUUCUUUGUGCUUGUUUUCUUUUGUAAUUGGAUCUUAGUCUAGGAGUUAACCCUCCAAACUGAAGACUAAGCUCAGAACGCUGAGUGCCAGGCAUUCACCAUGUUGCUUUGGUGUCUCUCUUUGAGAGCUGCAUGGCUGGCUGCUACGGACAGGCCCACGGCACAGACUGGGCGGGCUCUCCCUCCUCUGUCCCACUCCUGCCUGCGGGAAGGUCACUUUCUUGUGUGCUUGUGAACUAAAUGUGGGCUAACAAGUGACAAACCAUUAGAGUGCCCUGUGGUUCUUUCAGUGUUAAUGGUUCCCAGGGCCAGGCUGUGAAAACCCUCCCCAGGGGCCGAAGUGGCCUGGGAGGUGACAGGCAGCCUGGCUGGAGAGUCGGGGACACUAGCCAGCACAGGGAACAGUGAGAGGGCCCCAUGACUAGAAAGGGGCUGAUUAC